Molecule: messenger RNA, 585 nt
Organism: Metarhizium acridum CQMa 102
Lineage: Eukaryota; Fungi; Ascomycota; Sordariomycetes; Hypocreales; Clavicipitaceae
Source: RefSeq, a predicted model, not a curated record
AUGAAGCCUUGUCAAUCAAGGCCAAAAGAAGCCCGCAAAGCCUUUGUCUCCCAAUUCCUGAUGGCCAACUUUGCCCCCCUCGCCCGACCAUACAUCGACACAGGUGCGCUCAAGAGUAUGGGCAUCAGGUGCCUACACAUUGACUUCAAUACCGGGCGUCUCAGUAAGGGCGUUGCGCAAUUCAUCGACCCAAUCUCUCCGAGCAACAUUGGCGAAUGGCUGGCAGUUACGAAGCCGUGGCUAGGGCGUGACGGCUUUUUCACUGACGACGAGCAUGGCGGGGACAACGAGGGCAAACGGACCGCUUGCCCCCAAUGGGAAGCUGCCAAUUUAUUCGAACUGGUGAAUUUCUACCUCGUCUGCGAUGGGGAAAUGAACCCAGGCAUACUUCAGACUCGAACGAUGUGGAGGAAAUUCCCGUAUGCUUCAUACCCCGAUACUUGUUCCGUCUUUGGGCCAGGGCUAAUCAAAUUACGUGUUGCAGAAUCCCACGUGGCAGGACGCUUUGCCAGCUUUCUGCUACAGGAAGUCGAAAUUGGCGCGUAUGGACCAUCUUUCGUCGGUACCAAUACUACGAGGAGAUAA